AUGCCCGACCCCACCUGUCGGCGCGCCCACCUUCUUCAACCUCCGGCCGAAAAUUUCGGCCACGCACCCCACGCACCCGCAGCACCCCACUCCGCCCUCUUCCUCCACUCUCCCCACGUCCCCAACCUCGGCCCCGACCCCUCCCCUUUAAAGCCCCGGCCCUCCUCCUCAUUUUCCCCUGCACCCCCACCUCAAUCCCGCCGCCAGGCCGCCGGUGUGCUCGCCGGAGCCGCGCCUACCGCCGCCACCUCCGGCCGCACGCCCCGGCCACCCGAGGCCGACCUAGGCCGCGCCGCCGCCACCACUCGCCUCGCCACCGCCUGCCGCACCUCGUCCGCCCCUCCGCCGCCGCCGCUGUCCGCCGGAGCGCCGGCGACCACCCCGACCCGAGCCCGCGCCGCCGCCCAGCCAUCACCGGCCGGCAGGUGA
Messenger RNA from Lolium perenne, 429 nucleotides. NCBI's taxonomy places the organism in Eukaryota, Viridiplantae, Streptophyta, Magnoliopsida, Poales, Poaceae. The record is from RefSeq and is a predicted model, not a curated record.